Molecule: messenger RNA, 927 nt
Organism: Penicillium diatomitis
Lineage: Eukaryota; Fungi; Ascomycota; Eurotiomycetes; Eurotiales; Aspergillaceae
Exons: 2
Coding region: 1-927 (308 amino acids)
Biological process (GO): maturation of SSU-rRNA from tricistronic rRNA transcript (SSU-rRNA, 5.8S rRNA, LSU-rRNA)
Cellular component (GO): nucleolus
Source: RefSeq, a predicted model, not a curated record
AUGGCUGUCAAAAGGAGAAAAGAUACCGCCGUUGUUGCGAGACUCAGCGAUGAGAAAGAGCCAAGUCCCCCUCCGGUAAAUGACGCUCAGGACAUAUUCCGCAAAUAUUUCGAGGCGCAAUUCGAACCGAUUGAGACCAGUGCUUCUUCGAAGCGAAAAAGUGACGCGCUCUCUUCCGGAGAUGAGGACAUCGAUGAAGAGGAUGAAGAGGAUGAAGACUUGUCCGAGGUGGAUUCGGACUGGGAUGGUGUUUCCGGUGACGAAAGCGACGAGGAAGCGGAAGUGGAGGUCGUUGAGCAUAAGGAUGCGAAUCUGUCAGCAAGUGACCUGAUGGAUAAGAAAGCGUACAAGGCUUUCAUGAGUGCUAAGCCUCCCACCUCCGCGGACGAGAAGAAAAAGACCGCUCAAGUAACGAAAAAGGAUGACUCAGAGGACGACGCCCACGAAGCGAUGAACCUGAAAAACGAUCUUGAUCUCCAGCGUCUCCUUCGCGAAUCCCACCUCUUGGAGUCAGCUUCUGACCUUGCCCCGACUGGCAAGAACCGUUUGAAAGCGCUAGAUCUACGCAUGCAAGAUCUCGGAGCCAAGGAGUCCCUUUACAAACAGAAGAACAUGCCUGAUGCCUUCCGUAAGGGUAUCAAGGCAAAAGCUGUCUCUAAAGAUGAGAAGCGACGACGAGAGGCUAAAGAGAACGGCAUCAUUCUGGAGAAACCCAGCAAGGUCGCCAAAACGGAUAACAAGCGCAGAGAACGUGGUGUCGGAGGCUCGUCGAUCGGCAAGUUCUCCGGAGGUACAUUGAAUCUGAGCAAGCAGGACUUGGAAAAGAUGCAAAGCUCUCGAGGUCGUGGCGGGCGUGGCGGGCGUGGUGGGCGGGGUGGUCGAGGUGGUCGGGGUGGUCGGGGCGGCGCAAAGAGAGGCCGCUUCUGA